AAGACGGCGUUAAUGGCGUUCAUGGAAAGAUGUGUCGUCUGUCUAUGCAGUCUUACUCUAUGUACGUCACAGAUAAUCUGACUGCGCCUGCUACCGCUAGACUGACUGGUUGGGAGAGUUGUCUAACCGGCUCACAGACGCAGUCGACACAGUAGAGGAUUGUCUGUCAUUACUAACAGUUAGACCGUGUGACUGUCAAGCUCCAUUUUCUUAAGGUUAGAACUGUGGCCGUUGAGGCUCAACGAGAUACAAUUUGAUGCAGGAAUCGUCCUCCAGCCAGGCGUGUGACUGCCUGCACCUGUUAUUUGUUUCACUGAGGGGCUAAGUUAGCUAACAUCAACGCUACACGGCUGACUGCUAACUCACGUUAGCUAUUUGUGACCGUUUCUUCUCCUGCUGCGCAUCAAAGCAAGGUUGUCAACAUGCUGCAGUAAGUGAUGUACCGAGUGUUAAUAUUAAUAAUGGCCACAGGGGUGGUGCAUGGCUGUUCCACUUCAGAGAGCUGCCCAACGCUCGCGCCAAAUGACUCCAGGGCAUUCUGUUUCUCGGCCCGAAUUCGCAGUACGGUACUCCAGGGCUUGCCUUUUGGAGGGGUGCCGACUGUUCUCGCCCUUGAUUUUAUGUGCUUCUUGGGGUUGCUGUUUGUGUUCUCCUGCUUGAGAAAAGUAGCAUGGGAUUAUGGGCGCCUCGCUUUGGUGACUGACGCUGACAGACGAAUGGAUCAGAGGUACAGUCGCCUGGAUGAUCGGGAAUAUAUGGCCUCUGGGAUGACAUCAGAGACACCUGAACGCUAUGAACGUCUAACUUCAGUUUCCAGCUCUGUGGAUAUUGAUCAGAAAGACUUGGGUUUCUGCUCCUGGUUAACUGCCAUCUUCCGUAUUAAGGUUGAAGAGAUCAGGGAGAAGUGUGGGGAGGAUGCAGUGCAUUACUUGUCCUUUCAGCGCCACAUCAUUGGCCUGCUGGUAGUGGUGGGCGUGCUUUCUGUAGGCAUCAUCUUGCCCGUUAACUUCUCGGGAACCCUACUUGAUAACAAUGCCUAUAGUUUUGGGCGAACCACUAUAGCAAAUUUAAAAUCUGAUAAUCCGCUACUUUGGAUGCACACCAUUUUUGCAUUUCUCUACCUGUUACUGACGGUGUAUAGCAUGAGACGACACACCUCCAAGAUGCACUACAAGGAGGAUGACCUGGUAAAACGCACUUUAUUUGUCAAUGGAAUCUCCAAAUAUGCAGAGGAGGCGGAGAUAAAGCAACACUUUGAGCAAGCGUAUGACAACUGUACUGUAUUGGAAGCUCGAAUCUGUUACAACGUGGCCAGACUGAUGUAUCUUAACUCUGAAAGGAAAAAGGCAGAACGCAGCAAGAAAUUCUUCCUUGACGUGCAUGUUAAGGAGCAUAUUUCCACCAUGAUCAACCCAAAGCCAUGUGGACACCUUUGCUGUUGCAUCAUCAAAGGCUGUGAGCGGGAAGAGGCUGUGAGUUACUACACGAAGCUUGAGGCACAACUAAAAGAAGAAUAUAGGAAGGAGAGAGAGAAGGUCAACAGGAAACCCUUAGGAAUGGCAUUUGUCACCUUUCAGAAUGAGUCCAUAACUGCCAUAAUUUUGAAAGACUUCAAUGCUUGUAAGUGUCAGGGUUGUCAGUGCCGUCAGGAGCCCAAGGCUUCUCCAUUCACUGCCAAGCUGCACACACACAACUGGACUGUCAACUAUGCCCCUGAUCCACAAAACGUCUACUGGGAGCACCUGUCCGUGGGUGGAUUCCCCUGGUGGAUCCGCUGCUUUGUCAUCAACUCUGUCCUCUUCCUCCUCUUGUUCUUCCUCACUACCCCAGCCAUCAUUAUCUCCACCAUGGACAAGUUCAAUGUUACUAAACCAGUGGAGUACCUAAAUAAUCCAAUCGUCACCCAGUUCUUCCCCACCCUCCUUCUGUGGUCCUUCUCCGCCUUACUUCCUACUAUUGUCUACUACUCUGCCUUCUUUGAAGCACACUGGACCCGGUCAGGGGAGAACAGGACAACAAUGCAUAAAUGCUACACUUUCUUGAUCUUCAUGGUCUUGUUGCUGCCCUCCCUUGGACUCAGCAGUUUGGAUGUUUUCUUCCGUUGGCUUUUUGACCAAAGAUUCUUGGCAGACGGCAAAGUGAGAUUUGAAUGUGUAUACCUUCCUGACAAUGGAGCCUUCUUCGUGAACUAUGUCAUUGCGUCUGCAUUCAUUGGAAAUGCCAUGGACCUGCUGAGGAUCCCUGGUCUUCUCAUGUACAUGAUUCGCCUCUGCCUGGCUCGCUCUGCAGCAGAACGGAGAAAUGUCAAAAGGCACCAAGCCUAUGAGUUCCAGUUUGGGGCAGCGUAUGCCUGGAUGAUGUGUGUCUUCACUGUGGUUAUGACCUACAGCAUCACCUGCCCAAUCAUUGUCCCUUUUGGGCUGAUGUACAUGCUACUGAAACACCUAGCAGACAGGUACAACAUGUACUAUGCCUAUCUGCCAACCAAACUGGACAAGAAAAUACAUUCUGGGGCUGUCAACCAAGUGGUGGCUGCUCCCAUUCUGUGUCUGUUUUGGCUUCUGUUCUUCUUCACUGUUCGCACGGGGUUUUCAGCUGCAACGUCCAUGUUCACGCUCAUAGUUUUGAUCGUCACAAUCAUCAUCUGCCUCUCUCACGUCUGCUUUGGGCAUUUUAAGUAUCUCAGUGCUCACAACUACAAGAUUGACACUCAGGAUGUUGACGGAAUGGAGAAUGGACAUCCUGUGUGCACCUCAGCCGCUAACAAGGCAACACAAAUGUACAUCGCUCAGGUACUUCAAGAUCCCAAUUCAGACGAGAGCGGAUCAGGCAGUGGGGAGGACGACGGCCAGGUUUCCUCGCAGGACGAGGAAAUAAUCAAUGUUGAAAAUGGGCUGAGUGCGGACUUCCCGUCUGGCGAGGACAGCCUCCUUGAUAAUGAAGUGCGCCACUGAUACUACCUGGAACAGAAGAAAAUUAAUUUGAGGAGUGCGCUGAACUAAACUAGAAACUGUACCAACAGUUCUCCAAAGCAUCUCAUCCUCCAUCGGGAGACUUUACACUAACAUAAGCACACUGUCUGUCUACUAAGUAUUGAAUGGAUUUUUUUCUCAUGGACAUUUGCAUUUCUUGCACUGUCUCUCCUAACGAUGAAAUGUACUCCGACAGUGCGGAAACAUAGUUGUGCCCCGAUGUAGCUGAGAAAUGCCCUAAAACCCUGCACAUGGACCCACGAAUGAAAGACAUAAAUGCACAAAUGAAGAAUUUUUGCCUUGUCUUGGAAGGGGUUUGAUAUUCUGACUGUAUUCCUUAACAUCCUUGCACUUCAAAGAGAGGACCUGUCCGAAAACAACGCGUUUCGCUGAGGUACUGUAGUACAGCAUGCCUUCAAGUUCAAAGGGUGGAAGGUUUCCCCUUAGUCUUUUGUCACAAUCUCCAAAGCUUCCUGUGAAUAAGCAGCGUGUGAGAGAUGACCACACAAGCAGACGGCUUGAUCCGUGCGGAUUAGAUGCUUUCAAGAAAACAAAAACACAUCACUACACUCCGAGAUGCUUUAACACUGUACAGCUACAAAACUCUGGAUAUGUUCAACUCCCUUUUUGACGUGGUAUUUAUUUUUUGGCACACUCCUAAACUAUGGAAGAAGAUGAUUCAUGAUUUGCAACACUACAUUGAUUACAACAUUUUUCCCAUUUCCAUCCUUGAGCUUUUGUUGGACUGCUGCUACUGAUGCUGCCCCCCCAGUCAGGGAAUGAUCCUCGUGUGACUGCUGCAGGAGAACUGAAGGCCAAGAAGACUCUGCUCAUCCUUUUGUGUUGCUCCGAGGAUGGAGAGAAAGGCCUUUUUGUGCUUUUGUCUGCGUCAAAAUUCAGAUUAUAGUCAUUGAAACUAGUUCUCUCUAUUUGUUUUAUUGUUAAUUUUUGUUUCCAAAUGUUUACAUAUGUUUGUAGAGCUUUUCAAAUUAGCGUUCAAUUUAGUUCUCCACUGACAUUGUUACAAAUCAGGUAAUUAAUAUCCAUGAGGUCCUCUCUAGUGUUUUGUGUUGAUGCUUCUCCAUUUAGGAACCAUAUUCUAAGUUUUAGGCGUCACAAAGCAUCGUUACGGUUUCCCAAUUUGCCACUUCUCAAAGCAGAAUUUCAAAAUGUCUUGUGACUUAGUUGAGGCAAAAACAUACAUUCAAGAGAGUUCAGCAGUUAUACCACUGGAUGUCAGUCAUGCUAAUUUUCAAAAAUCCCUCCCAAAAAACAUUUUACUUCAGUCUUCUUUUAAAAUAAUGAUGGAAAUGUGUUACAGAAUGAACUACAGCUCCACACUCGAUCAUGUAACAUACAAUUGCCAUAUGAAGGAGGCUGUAUUGCGUUUGGAAAAACACAAACGAGACAAAAGAAUGUGUAUCAAAUAUAAAAACACAAGGCCACGAAUCUUCACGUUAAUUCAGUGUCAGUGCAGUGAUGACCUUGACUGAGGGAUUGAAGCUUCAUUUGUCUCUGCACACUGUGAGAAGAUUGUUGGGAAAAACAAGGCAGCAGACAACGUACCACUACAGUCUGUCAAUAUGGACCAGUCCUCCUUAUAAUUAUUAUUAUUGGACCAUAAAAUGAAAAAUGUAUUAUACAGCUACUCAGAGAACCUUGUGUGAAAUGUGCACUAAUCUUACUUUCGCUUAUAUGAUUGACUGAGGAGGGCCUGUUAUAUGUGGGUGCGAUGACAACAAUGUUGAACCUAAACUAUAUUUCCAUAAUUUGUCAGUGUCGCACCUUGGCGCCGCAUAGAAAUGUAGGUUAAUUCCAUAUGACCAUGGUAGUAACGGAAGAUUCGCUUGACCCCACUGAGUCUGCUGCUCCUCUAGUCAUGAUAAGGUGAUCUUAUUUUUAAUACCUCUUCAUCUUUGUACCUCUGCGAUGUAAAGUCUCUGAACGUGUCCUCUCAGAAUAACAUGUACUGUCUAGCUCUGAGGGAGAUGCUGAAAAAAAAAAAAAAUAAAUCUCAUCUCAUCUACUUGGUUUUUAAACACUGAAUGUGGCUUCAGCCAGAGUAUGAUCACUGUGUUUAUACGGCUUCUAAAGCAUGGUUCACUUGCUGACCAGAAGUUUUAAGUUUAAUACGAGUACAACAAAAUCUACUGAUGUCCAGUCCCAUGUUAAGGAAUCGCAUUUAUUUGUCAGCCCGAUAGUUGCAAUGAUUUCCAGUCACGUCUUUGCUUAUUCCUAGUCUGGGAUCACAAAGAAAUAUUGUUUUGUUUUUUGUGGUUUUUUCAUAAGCUCUGUAUAGACAGUGGGACUCACUGGAAAUAAAUGCAUGUUGGUUUUUUUUGUUAACAGUCUCUAAUAGACAUUCUCAGCUUGUUUCAAUAAUGUAUUCCGAAUGGGCAGUAAAAUGUCUGAAACCAGUUAGAAUGUGUUUUUGUGUGCUUUGCCUUUCUAUUAGUUUUACUUUAGACUGGAAGAGCGACAAUAACAAAUCUCAACACUUGACCAUCUCCUCAUUCUCUCUCAAGGGCUGUCAAGUACAACAGAUUUGCGUUCUUCAUAUAUUUCUUCCCCCUCAGCUCUUUGAACAAUAAAUAUGUGUUUAACCAA
Molecule: messenger RNA, 5579 nt
Organism: Solea solea (common sole)
Lineage: Eukaryota; Metazoa; Chordata; Actinopteri; Pleuronectiformes; Soleidae
Product: CSC1-like protein 2
Exons: 24
Coding region: 438-2954 (838 amino acids)
Cellular component (GO): plasma membrane
Molecular function (GO): calcium-activated cation channel activity; nucleic acid binding
Source: RefSeq, a predicted model, not a curated record